AUGGAUGAUUUAAUAUCACAAAUUCUUGUAGCAUCAGUCCCGCUACGUGAGUCUGUGAGUCCUCCAGAUUUUCCAGAUCUCGUCAAAAGUGUCCAAUCUAAAAUCGUAGAACUAUUCAGAUACUCAAAUUUAAAUUUAGUUCCUCCGUUUUUAAGUUCAAUUAUGAAAUCUAUCGAUGAAUAUGUAAAAUUAUCGGACAAAAGAAAAAAGUUUGCCGCAGCGAUUUCUUUGACUGCUUUAAUUCAAUUAUUUCCAUUCGACGAUUUUGUACCACAAUAUCAACCAAUUAUCGAAAGAUUGCUCAAACCAGGCUACAAACCUUUGCUUAAAAUAGGAACUCUCGUUUUAGGCCAAUUUACAAAAAUUCGAGGUCAGAACCGAGAUUUAUUUCUUAGAGAGCUUGUAGAACAAAGUGGAAAACAAUUAAAACAAACGAUGAAUAUAGAUUCAAGAUACGCUUCUGCAAUAAUUUGGGAAGAAUUAUCAAAAACUGCUCCAGAACACUUAUUUGCACUUGACACACAGUUUAUUACAACAAUUACAGAAAGUUUAACACUUGGUGAUUUAGAAAUUUCAGAUAUUUUGAUUCAUACUUGUGAAAAUAUUUUUGAUUCAAAGAGUGCACCACUAGGUGCAGAGCUUAUGACUCAAAUGCCAGAAUACUUACUUAAAAUUAUCAAAGAUGGAUUUGCAAAUGCACAAACAAUUGAUCAAAUUUUAGCAAAUUUACGACUUCUUCUCUUUUUAUUAGAAAUCAAACCAUAUUUACCAAAAACAGUCAUUGAAACGCAAAUUCAGCCGCAUUGUUUACAAUUACUUAAACACAUAAAUACAAAUAUUGUUGAAUAUUCAAUUUUAGCAUUAACUAAAAUGAAAACCAUUAAUGAAAUAGAUGUUGAUCCAAAGAUUAUUGAAGGAAUAAUCAAUAUGCUAUUCGUUUGGGCGAGAAAAGAUGCAAUGAAAACAAUUGGCACUUUAUCUGAAGUUUUCAAAGCAUUUCCAGAUAGUAUUGAAGGACAAAUUAGCAAAAUAAUCAAAAGACUUGAUGAUUUCAUGAAAUCUGUCAAUCCAGCAGUUGGUCCUCCUUUUACAUUCAAAAUUUCUAUAGCAAUCAUAGAGUCAUUACCACCAGAUAUCAAUAUUGAACCUAUUCUCGACAAUAUUAUUACUAUUCUUAACAAAUCUAUUGUCCCAAUGCCAAUUCAUUUUGUUAUUAAGGCUUUGAACAAGUCGCAUCCACAAUGGGGCCAAGAAUUUUCCUUAUUUAAGUACACAAUGUUACAAAUUAUACGUCAAGAGCUGACAAUUACCCAAACAAGAACAGAUCGAAUUAUGUAUUCACUUUUAGCACUAAAUAAAAUCAAAAACAUCACAUUUACAGAUGCAUUAGAGUUCAACUCAUUGAUCAGCAAGCUUAAAAAGAACAAAGAUAUCGAAGUCAGAGAAAAUAUCUCAAAAACUUGUAUAAAGUUGUUCGAUGACUUCCCCGAGGAAAUUCCCCUCGCGACGAUACGUAAACUAGUCAAAUUUGCCCUUGAAGAUCCAUCACCACGUGUUCGCAUGCGGACAUUGAAAUCAUUUAAGAAGAGUACAUAUAGGUAUCUCAGCCAGCCAGACAUCUUUUCUGUUCUGAGUAAUUUCAUUUACGAUGAAGACAUCGAGAUAAGAAAAGAAUGCUUUUAUUUGAUAAGAAAUUUGCCAAUCUUCCAAAAGUCUGUGAUCAGAAAUAUUCUCUUAUCAUCAAUCAAACAGACCAUCCUCAAAUUUAACGUUGUAACCGCCGAAAUUGAACCGGCGUGGCACGUUUUUCCAAACUUGAUUUCGAGUUGUGGAUCAUUUUUGCCAGUUUACGCUGAAGCAAUUUUUGGAAAGUUCAUUUCACUUUUGAGGCAAAGAUUCAAGUCCACUGAGAUCAAGGAAAGGUCAUUGAACUACAUGAACUCAGCCAUUUUGUUGACAAUUGAUGAAUCUUUGAUAAAAAGUGUCACAAAACUUCACAUCAUGUGUCCAAAAAUUAUUCCUGCAGCACCGAUCAUUGACAUCCUUGGAACAAUAUUGACAUUGCCUGUUCACCCAUGGACGAUUGAACAAUCCUUGAAAUCCCUCAAAAACCUGGUUGCUUCAGGUACAAUUGUUUUUGAAUACAAAGAUUUGUUGUCUUCUUUAUUUGAUUUGAUUAAAACAAAUCAAUCGAUAAAGAUCGUUACAAAAGCAAUGAAAGUUAUUGGCGCAAUCGGUAUGGUUGAGCUUCCAAACAUAAAACCAAAGAAACAUCCAUUAAUUGUCAAAAACGGAAUGUCAAACCGCCAAAAAUUUAACAAAUACUUUAUUUCGAAAUAUUUCAAGUAUUUAGUUGAUUUAUUCAUAACUUUUAACUUGGAAUCUACAAGAGAAGCAAUAGCAAAGUGUAUUUCAUGUUUGUUCUUAUAUGCUCCUAAUGAAAUACAAAGUUUCCAGUCAUUCAUUGGUAUUUUCAUUGAUUUCGUCCACAAAAAUUCAAGUUCUUCAAAAUUGUCACUUUUCUAUCAUUAUUUAACGGUUAUGAUAGAAAGUAGUGGUCAUUUAAUAGCAAACUAUGUUGACAAGAUUUUCCAAGCCAUUGAAGAUAACUGGCAUGACAAAUUCACAAGGGAAGGAUGCAUUGUUUUGAGUUCAUUAAUCAUUGCAACAGAUGGCAGAUGUGAUUCAAUUUUACAAUUAGUUGUAAGUGUUUCAUUUUUACUUGCAAAGACUAAAAAGAAUGCCGAAGAUGUUUCCAAUGAUAUCUUCAAUCUUCUAAGAGUUAUUGCACAAUAUAACAAUAACUUCCUUCUUCCAAUUGUUACAGGAGUUUUGGAAAUCCUUUCUGACGUGAAUUAUCCAAGUUAUUUACAUGAACAAUGUUUUGACACCAUUGAGUUUGUCAUUAAAUAUUGUAACUCAGCUGUUUACAUUCCGCCAAUCAAGAGAUGCUUGGUGAAUGUAACACAGAGAUCUCAGUUGAGAUGGCAUGAUAGAUCAAAACAAUUAAUUGAUUUGAUAAAUCAAACCGAUUUCUCAAUUCCUACAGAGAAAUUUAAUUUCUCAAAUCAGCCAACACAGCCUAAAUUUGGUCCGUUUUCAGCAGAUUAUUUCAUUGAGAAAUUCGCUUUGCCGAGGACAAAAGAAAACACUGUUAAUUUCAGUUUGAUUUCGAAUUGGUUUGUUGAUUUAAGAAAUUAUUUCAUCAUGGAAAGUCCAAAUGUUUUGAUCAGAUCAAUGCAGUUCCUUCCAAGCUAUCCGAACUUUGCUUUCAUGUUCAGUUAUUUGUCUAUUUAUUUACAAAGUUCUGAUGAUGAAAAAGAAAGAUUAUCAAACAAUUUGAAAUCGAUUUUAAGUUACAAAAACUUACCAAAUGUUGUUUUGGAACAAUUCUUGGAAUUAAUUGAAUUUUCUCUUCUCUGCGAAAUAGAUUUCAAACUUGAUUUGUCUGUACUUGUAAAGAACUGUGAAGAAAGACAUUUCUAUUCACAAGCCUUGUUUUUGUUGGAAAGUGAUUUGGCAUUCAAAAGUGACAAAAACAUGACAUCUUCUCAAAUCCAAAAUUUAGUUUUGUUGAAUGAGUUUUCUAACAGACAUACUGAAGCAAAAGGUAUCGCAAGAGUCAAUAAAGAGAUCAUUAAACACAAAGUUUGGAUGGCUUUAGGUGGAUGGGAAUCAGCCAUUAACAUUAUUGAACAAAAAGUGAAAAAUCCUCCAAAAGUUUCCCAAUUAAUAAUAAAACCAAAUGUUCCUGAUAAAUUUAUUACUGAAAUCGAUGAUGAAUACUCUGACUCCAGCUCAGAUAGUGGACAGAUACAACUAUCUAAAAACAAGAACGCAACAAUGAUAAAUUUAUUGGAAAAUUCCCAAAAAGUUACUCCGAAAUUUGUUACAGAAAAAGACGAUGGCGAAAACGACAUGACAUUUUUCGACAAAGUCAUUUCGUAUACAGAAACAGAUAACUGGGGUGAAAUCCACAAAAUGAAGAAAGAAUUUGAGCAAAAGAAUACUUUGGAACAGUCUCUUUUAGCCAAGUAUUUCUGGACAUCAGAAUUAUACACAGGAACAAAAGAAGAAGCUCUCAGAAUUUCAAAUAAAACAGGGUCUUACACCGUUUCUGAUUGUAUUGCAAAAAUUAUUUUGUACAUAAAAUGUGACAAACUUGAUGAUGCUCAAGAUUUGAUACACAUCAGUUGGAGAUACUUAGCGAAUACAGUAUCAACAACAGAAAAGAACAACGAGACAUUGAUCAAAGAAUAUCUUUUCCAGAGUUUGCAAUUGCAUGAAUUAUGCGAUGUAAUUGAUAUCUUGACAAAUGAUGAAAAAAGUGAAGAUUUCAAGACGAUUUGGCCAGAACAUAUUCGUUAUUUGAAGGACUAUCCAAGAUACCAAGUCCAGCUCUACAAGAUAAGAAGCUUGGCACCAGGUGUCAUUGAUUUGGAAGACUUGGCUUUCCAUAUUUUCAUGUGUAAUAUGAAAGCUGGUCAUAACAACGAAUCAAAUAGAUUGAAAGACAUUUUCUUCCCGGAUUUGAAUUCGUCGCAUUCCAAAUACGCAAACUUAUUGAUGCACAAUGUAGAAGAUCCACAAGUCUACAAGGAUUUGCUUCAAGACGCUCCAGAAAACUUGAAACCAAGAAUUUACAACACAAUUGGAAAAGUUUUGUACAAAAAAUCUUUGACAACAGAAAACCUCAAAGAAAGUUUGGAUUUCUUGUUGAAAGGAAAGAACUCUUAUCAGAGCCAAAGCGAGGUUUUAAUGCUACUUGCAUUCCUCGAGAAAAAUGUAGAAUACGCUAUAAAGGCUGUUGAAGUUUUGGGAAUCGCAAUGAACAUAAAGAAAAACAAAAUUUUGUUGAUAAUCAACCAAAUUUUGUCACUUUUAGUUCAAUUUUCUGACAGCAAAACAUUGUCGGAAAAAAUCUCUGAAGUAUUGUCAACAAAGCCAAAGAACAUCUACUUGAAUUUGAACUCAACUCUCUUUGGUUUAGUUUUGCAUCCAUCGAAAUUUGUUUCAAAAAUUGCGAAACAAAUUUUGAAUUACAUGAUUUUGGAAACUCCUCAAGUUGUUGCUUUUGAUCUGUUCACAAGUCUUCAAACCAACAAAGAUGCAGAGAUCUUUGAAGACUUGAGUGAACUAUUCCAACACGAGCAUCCAAUAUUUUACGCACAACUUGAUUUAGUUUGUCAAAAAAUGACAAAAAUUUCAUAUACAAUUUACAAUUUUUGGAUUGACAAACUGAACGAGCUCCACAGUCAUUUGAAGCAGAAAGAGUACGAUCAAACCAAAUCCCUUGUUAAGAAACUGUUAACUAGUUUGAGUGGCUUCAGUUCCUGCAGAUACGAAGAAAUUUUCAAGUCGAAUUUCAAGUACAAAGCAGCUUUGCAAGAAAUCCACGACAAUCCCGCAGAUGAAGAAAACAUUCAAAUAGUCCAAGAGAUUUUCCAUGACAUCACAUCCAGACAGGAUUCAAUUCGAGCUCUUCCUCUUUCGAGUCUCGAUGACAUUCUUGAUAAAAAACAAAGUUGGUCGAUUAAUUUGCUCGGAAAACACAACAAACCUGAUGUUAAAAUCCAGAAAUUCUUCCACUCAGUUGAGCGAUGGAAGAAUGGUUUCAAGAUCUCCAUAAUCGGAACAGAUGGAAAGAAAUAUUCCUAUCACUUGCAGCGAAGAAGUAUCAUUUACAAGAACGAACCUUCCGAACAAUUUAUGGCUUUGAUUGACUCAUUUACAAGUUUCAUAAAUGUCGAACAUCGUUCUUUGAUACAAAUCUCUCCAGGUGUGACUCUCCAUGAGAUUUUGAAGGGACACAUUUCGAUCUUGGACUUGUUAAUUCUCUACAAGCAAAACUGCGGACAAAACCCUGAAUUGGAAAUCCUCAACAUCACUCAAAAACUCGACAGUUUGCAAGAGAAAGAAAAGAAGAUCAGAAAGAUUAAACACUUGACUGAAGGCGACAAUAAGUUCACACUCGCAAAAGCCAUUUUCGUGACAUCAAGAAACGCUAAUUCAUGGCUCAACAGAGUGUCAACAUUCUCUGCUUCUACGGGAGCUUUGAGUGUUUUGAGUUAUCUCUUUGGUUCUGUAAAUUCUGGUCCUUCUGAUAUUUUGUUCGAGAAAUCGACAGGAGCAACGACAUUUACUGCAUUCAGAGUCACAGGAGAAAGCCAGAAAGUACCAUUCAGACUCACACCAAUGUUUGAGUCAGCUCUUGGAACUUGCGGAGUUAAUGGACCAUUUAGAGUUUCAAUGAUGAAAUAUCUAAAAUCUAUAAGACACAAUGCAAAUUCAUUGUCACCAAUAUUACAGUUCGUAUUGGGAAAGACGCCAUUCGCUGAUCCAUGCUUAUCAAAGUCUUAUGUUGGUAAAUAUGGUGCUGAAACUCAUUUGAACCAAGAUAUCGAAUUAUUAAAUGAAAGAAUUGUCGGAACAGGAAAGGAUUUGGAUACAGAAGUUGAUGAUUUAAUUAAAGCUGCAACAGAUAUGAAUAAUAUCGCAGAAAUGCCAUCGCAAUGGAUUCCUUGGUGGUGA
Trichomonas vaginalis G3 is the source of this 6531-nucleotide messenger RNA. RefSeq names its product protein serine/threonine kinase protein. NCBI's taxonomy places the organism in Eukaryota, Parabasalia, Trichomonadida, Trichomonadidae. The record is from RefSeq and is a predicted model, not a curated record. Bases 1 to 6531 code for a protein of 2176 amino acids. Gene Ontology annotation, biological process: telomere maintenance; DNA damage checkpoint signaling; protein phosphorylation. Gene Ontology annotation, cellular component: nucleus. The transcript has a single exon. Gene Ontology annotation, molecular function: protein binding; protein serine/threonine kinase activity.